AGUGUUGAGUCCAUCUUAGCACAAUCCAGCGCUACUCUUCUGACGUCACAGAAGGUGCGGCAAGCUGAAUCAAAAUCAUUGCACGAUUUAGACUUGAGGCGUAAUCAGGAACCUGAUGGAGCAGAAGACCCUAGCCAAGCCAGCAGCCACAUGCAAAAUGAAAAAUCAAGAAGGACGCCACCUGUAGACCACCACGCUGAUAAAACAGAGAGUAAGCUGAAACUCUUGACUGAGAGCAUGAAGGAAAACAGCUAUAGCUAUUCAGUGCCAAAGGGAGCCAAAGAAAAAGAGGGAAUGACGCAUGGAGCAACGGCUACAGCCAAGCCAGGAUUAGACGAUAAGAGAGCAAUUGAUCUGACACACGGAGCUUCAACGCGAACAAGCCUUGACCACACAAUUACAAUGGUAGUGAACACUUGCCGUGAACUGUGGCAGCAGUUGGAGGAGGAACGCCUUACAAGGGAGCGCUUAACACAACAGCUACAACAGCAAGGGAAUGUCAUUACAACGCUGACAACUGAAUUGCUUCAGAUACAAGAGCAACAAGAGUCAAUUCUUCGUGAGGUCAGUGACGCUCGAGCCUCGGGUCUCUGGGGUUUUGAGGGCGACCUCAGUGGGGGGAGCAGUGGCAGUACUGAAGGCGAUGAUAUUGGCAGCAGUCAUUCUCUCAGUGGGAAGGUGGUGGGAGGCCGCCCUAGUUCGCAGACCGUCAGCAGCCGACACCCGCAGAGAUCCAUUCUGAGAGCCACCAGAACCAUCCACACACCUCACCUACGCCAGCAGUCUCCCAUGUACUCCACCAUGCAACAUUCCUCAAGAAGUCAUCAGUCUAGUCCCCUCAUGGGUCUGUCCCACCAAGCCCCACACUCCCCGCGACCCCACCAAGCCUCUCCUCGACCCCACCGUUCCCCGUCGCCGCAGUCAACCCUCUCCAUUGACCGCUCAGAGUCAUGGAGUCACAUCGGAUACAGAAGUUCAGUGUCAAGGCAGAUCAGGGAUGCGCUCACCAACAGCCAAAACAUAACUCCCAAGUCUGAGAUUAGCAAAUCCCACAUGAGCUUCAGCAAAGUGUCUGAUGAUGGUACUCUGAGCAGCAAGCAGUUAGAAAAGGAGAAGAAACACACAGGAGAGAGGCAGUCAAUUCCAGUCUCCAAUAAAGAGAAUGAUGCCCAGUCAGCUCUAGAAGCAAAUGCUAUGGAUUCCACCAUAUCCGACUUAGCAGAAAAGAAGUAAGAAGGAUCUUGCAAAAUCUUCAGCUUGAAUUUUUGCUUGCAAUACAUCAUGUUGAUUUAAAAUGUUCAUACCUAUUUAUGUGAGAUUGAUUAUAUCAACAAAAAGCACUCACAGGACCACAUGCACAUUUACACAAGCACACACUCAUGUUCUCUCUAUAUUUAUC
Penaeus indicus is the source of this 1399-nucleotide messenger RNA. RefSeq lists its product as uncharacterized. The annotation marks the transcript as partial. The transcript has 4 exons. The record is from RefSeq and is a predicted model, not a curated record. NCBI's taxonomy places the organism in Eukaryota, Metazoa, Arthropoda, Malacostraca, Decapoda, Penaeidae.